Molecule: messenger RNA, 1081 nt
Organism: Paramecium pentaurelia
Lineage: Eukaryota; Ciliophora; Oligohymenophorea; Peniculida; Parameciidae
Source: the annotation of a GenBank genome assembly
AUGAAUAAUUUAUUGUAUUUAUAUAUUAUAGGAGGCACACUAGUUGGAGUUACAUGUUUAUAUUUAUUGAAAUAAUAUAUAAAUGGAGGAGUAUGUAAAAUCAGAAAAGAUAUGACUGGAAAAGUAAUUUUGAUUACAGGUAUUAAUAUAUUAUUCAUAAAUUAGGUGGAAAUGCUGGAAUUGGAGCAGAAGCUGCUAAAAAAUUAGGAGAGAUGGGUGCAGAUAUAAUAAUUGGUUGUAGAGAUUUAUACAAAGCUUAAUAAAUCUUAGAUCAAAUAAAGUCUCAAUCAAGAGCUAAUCAGAAGCUUGUUAUGUUGAAACUUGAUCUAACUGAUCUAAGAGACAUUGACACUUUUGUCUAAUAAUUUAAAGCAUUAAAUAUAAAGCAUAUAGAUAUUUUAAUAAACAAUGCAGGUAUUAUGGCACCUAAAGAAUACAAAAUAAGUAAAUAAGGAUUUGAAUUAUAAUUUGGAACUAAUCAUAUUGGUCAUUUUUACUUGACUUAAAAACUAGUAUUAAGUUUAAUUAAAAUAGCUACCAUUUUUGAGAAAUUCAUAGAAUCCAAGAUUAGUUAAUGUCUCUUCUUUGGCUCAUAAAUCUAGUGAUGGUUUUGAUUUAAAUGAUUUAGAUUGUAAAAGAUUUUCAAAUUCAUCUUUAUGGUCUACAAGAUAUACAAUGAAAGCAUACAGCUAUUCAAAAUUAUGUAAUAUCUUGCAUGCCAUGGAAUUUAGUAAAAAAUAUGGAAUUCCUGCAUAGUAUGUAUUUAAAAUAUAAUAAUAGUUCACUUCAUCCUGGAGUAGUUAGAACAGAGUUAUUUAAUGAAAUAUAUGGAGGUUGGAGAAAAAUAAUUUAUUUUUUAAUUUAUCCUUUUUGGUGGUUCUUUACUAAAUCCCCAGAAUAGGGAGCUUAAACAACAUUAUAUUUAUCAUUAGAAGACUAAGAAAAUUUAUAACCAGGAGGUUAUUAUAAAGAUUGCUCUUAAGCAACUCCCUUAUUUGCUAAUGAAUAAUUAGCAACAUAGUUAUGGGAUAAAAGUAUAUAAAUGUUAAGAGAGAAACAAUUUGAUAUAUCAUAAUAGUGA